ACUACCUGACUUCACACACACACUGCAGGCUGAGAAACAGAGCUGAAAAAAGGAUUGAACCAAUCAUGCUCCUGCUCCUGGUGCUCUCUGGGUGCUGUUUUCACAUGUUUUUCGCUGUCGGAGUUGUGUGCAUGCCUGCUCAGCUGCAAGGACCCCACAUCACCCAAGGCUGGGGCCAGGUGGUUCGGCUCAGGCACCUGUACGCCGCCAGACAGGGAGUACACCUGCUGAUCAGUGAGGACGGUCAGAUCCAGGUCUCUGAGGACCAAACACUGCACAGUCUGAUGGAGAUCCGUCCGGUGGGUCCAGGCUGUGUGGUCAUCAGAGGAGUCGCCACAAAUCGGUUUCUGUGCAUGGAGGGAGACGGAAGACUCUACUCGUCGACCACAUACAGCAGAGAUAACUGCACCUUCAGAGAGCAGAUCCUGCCAGACGGCUACAACGUCUACUUCUCAGACAGACACGGAGUCCUGCUGAGUCUGGGGAACCAGCGGCAGAGGCUGCAGGAUCAAGACAGAGGCGUCCCAGCUCUGGCCCAGUUUCUACCCAGGAUCAGCACCCUGUACCAGGCCUCACCUCCUGGACCAGACAUCCCUGAGCAGCCGGGACAGAGUCUUGAUCUAACAGAGGAACCCGUGGACACGAUGGACGCGUUUGGGAAGCUGUCUCAGAUCAUUCACAGUCCCAGCUUCCACAAGAGAUGAGACAGAUGCUUCCACACGUGGAAAUGGAUGUGCACUCCGCUGCAUGUUGAAGAACAAGGGAAGGAUGAAGGGAUGGAAAAGGAUGCCAGACAGGAUACUCCUGCAGUGUCCUCCAGAGGGAAGGCUGAAUCCAGUGUUAGUAACACCCUUAAAGUUCACUAACAAAAUGCCCAUGGCACACAGGGAAAGAUGUGUUGAACAUUUAGCUGUUUUGUUUUUAACUUGGUGAAAGUGACAGAGUAGCUACAUGAAAAGAAAGUGGGGAAAAAAAAGGAAAAGUCACACUGUGAUUCUGAGCGCUCCAGGGAAGCUGGACGUCAUAGAUUACGUCUUUGUUCCUAAGUGCAAAUUCCUCUUUUAUGUUCAUUGUUAUUCAUACAUAGGCAAGGCAAGGCAAGUUUAUUUAUAUAGCACCUUUCAACAAGGCAAUUCAAAAACACACACAACAUCAAAAGCAGCAUGACAGAGGGGAAAUAAAAAUAAAUAUUAAAAUAGAAAAUUUAAAAAUCACUAACACAAAGAAUUCAAAAUCACAGAGGAGAACCAUUCAGACAUUCCUCUGCAUUUUUACUCCUUCAUAUCCCAGACUGUUGGAUAUUACCUCCUGAUAUUCCAGAUUUUAUUAAGGGAGUCGGUUUGGUUUACUGUAACCAGGACACCAUUUUAAUAAUCUGGAUUAUUCAGUUUAUUGCCUCUUUCCUACCAAUCUUCAAUUACCCAGUAAUUGGUAUCACAAGAUAUACAUAGAG
Molecule: messenger RNA, 1453 nt
Organism: Labrus mixtus (cuckoo wrasse)
Lineage: Eukaryota; Metazoa; Chordata; Actinopteri; Labriformes; Labridae
Gene: fgf19
Product: fibroblast growth factor 19
Exons: 3
Coding region: 66-704 (212 amino acids)
Biological process (GO): cell differentiation; regulation of cell migration; positive regulation of gene expression
Cellular component (GO): cytoplasm
Molecular function (GO): fibroblast growth factor receptor binding; growth factor activity
Source: RefSeq, a predicted model, not a curated record